AUGGCUCCAGCUGCAGUUCCGCCGUCGCCGGGCCCUCGGGCUGCAGGCUCGGGAGGGAGACGAGCCCCCACUGCACCCACGGCAGCAGGGGAUGUCCCACCCAAUCAGACUCUGUAUUGCAACAACUUGAAUGAUAAGUUGCACAAGCAAGAUCUUCAGGCAUGUCUAUACGAGUUUUUCUCCGCCUACGGGUUGGUUCUAGAGGUUGUUGUCCGCGGCACCAACAUGCGGGGGCAAGCGUUCGUCGUCUUCGCAGAUCUCAGCUCCGCAACAGCCGCUCUUCGAGCCGCACAAGGCAAAGACUUCCUCGGGAAGCCCCUGCGAGUACAGUAUGCAAAGACAAAGUCCGACGCCGUUCUCAAGCUGAAUGAUCAGUACAAGCCCCGGAAACCGAAUGUCCCCAGAACCAAGGUUGACGCAGGCGCGGGGGCGGCCGCUACCAAGGCAAAGGACGGGAAGGCUACGGGCGAGACCGGCCAGUUUUCUCUGUUUAUUGAGAAUUUACCACCGAAGGCAACAAAAACAUCAUUGGACAUUCUGUUCGGCCAGUAUCGGGGACACACGGAAUCGCGACUCAUUGAAGGCCGAGGCGUGGCAUUUGUCGACUUCAGUACGCAAGCACAGGCGGCAGUGGCCAUGCAAGGCAUGCAAGGCUUCAAAGUGGAUCCGAGUCACCCGAUCAAGAUCUCUAUGGUUGAAAAAUAA
Molecule: messenger RNA, 705 nt
Organism: Neospora caninum
Lineage: Eukaryota; Apicomplexa; Conoidasida; Eucoccidiorida; Sarcocystidae
Exons: 2
Coding region: 1-705 (234 amino acids)
Biological process (GO): mRNA splicing, via spliceosome
Cellular component (GO): U1 snRNP
Molecular function (GO): U1 snRNA binding
Source: RefSeq, a predicted model, not a curated record